AUGCUGGAUGCGACACGGGCCGGCUUCUGGUCCGCCGCAGCCAAGGUCGGACAGCCGUCGCGGAAUCUCAGCACCCCAUCGCCGCCCCCAGACCCUGGUUCUCCCCUCCGCUUGCCUCCUCCCUCGCUCUCCGCAGCGACCUUGGUGGGUGACUUGGCUCGGCCCGAAGGUACCAUGCACACAGGGGGCACGCCGAAUUCCUCGUCCCUUCCGUGGCGGUUCCCAUUCCUCGUCCUGCACCCGCACGUGCUGACCUUGAAUUGCGCUGCGUUCGUCCAGCUUCGACGGAUGGGUCCCGUGCAGCGCAAUAGCAGUGUCUCGGCAAGCUCGCCACUGGCUCCUGCCCUCCUCCCCGUGGUGCGUCCAGAUCCUCCCAACAACCCUCUUCGGUCUCAACUCCCCUCCUCUGUCUCAACUCCCCUCCUCGGUCUCAACUUCCCUUUCAAAAUGCUUACCAAGUACGCCGUCCUUGCUGCCGCCGCCGCCGCCGCGGUCACCGCCGCCCCCGUUGUCGAGAAGCGUGCCGCUCCCGGCCAGGCCGACAUUGACACUGUCAUCCUGAACUACGCCCUCACCCUCGAGCACCUCGAGAACGCCUUCUACCGCGACACCCUCGCCACCUACGACGCUGGUGCCUUCCGCGCCGCCGGCUACCCCGACUGGGUGCGCCAGCGCUUCGUCGAGAUCGGCGGCCACGAGAAGGCCCACGUCGACUUCCUCUCCAAGGCCCUCGGUGAUCAGGCCACCAAGGAGUGCACCUACAACUUCGGCAUCACCGACGUCAAGACCUUUGUCGCCACCUCUGCUCUCCUUGAGGGCAUCGGCAACUCGGCCUACCUCGGCGCCGCCCAGAACAUCACUAACGUUGCCUAUCUCACGGCUGCCGGUUCCAUCCUCACCGUGGAGGCCCGUCACGCGAGCUGGGUUGCCUCGUCCGUCCAGCAGGGCGAUGGCUUCGCCGCCGGCUUCGACACGCCGCUCAACUUCAACCAGACCUACUCGCUGGCUGCUCCCCUGAUCACCAGCUGCCCCGACAGCAACCCCGCCCUCCCCGUCAAGGCCUUCCCCGCCGCGACGAUCUCGGGCGACGUGUGCGGUGGCAAGCAGGUGACCAUCUCGGGUGACGGUGUUCAGUCGGGCCAGUUCGCUGCCUUCCUCACCGGCCUCAACGUCUACUACGCCCCCAUCGGCGACAACGGCAGCGUGACCGUCCCCUCGGAGGUCGCCUACGGCCGUGUCUACGUUGUCGUUACCAAGUCGGGCGACUCGGUCUCGGACGACAACACCGUUGCCGGCCCCGCCGUUGUCGACAUCCCUCUGUCGGCUGAGAAGGCCGAGCAGAUCUACUCGCAGCAGUAG
This is a messenger RNA of Moesziomyces aphidis, 1359 nucleotides long. NCBI's taxonomy places the organism in Eukaryota, Fungi, Basidiomycota, Ustilaginomycetes, Ustilaginales, Ustilaginaceae. The record is from the annotation of a GenBank genome assembly.